Molecule: messenger RNA, 1231 nt
Organism: [Torrubiella] hemipterigena
Lineage: Eukaryota; Fungi; Ascomycota; Sordariomycetes; Hypocreales; Clavicipitaceae
Source: the annotation of a GenBank genome assembly
AUGGCCCUCCUGGCUUUCUGUUGCGGAUGCUUGAGUCGCCCUCGGAUCCGAUGCAGACACAAGCGGCGCACCACGCGUAGAAAUUGGGGUUACGGAUCCGAUGCGGAUAUUACUGAUGCUUGCAAUCCAUCUCUCACAUGAGCUCCGCCAGUCUGGUAAUUGUUGGUAUUUAAGACGACCGACAUUUUUUUUAUAUUUUCCCCUGUUGAAGGCUUUGACUAACCACAAUCCUGCGCCUAUCGAGAUGUUGCCGUCCCAGACUCAAUGCCCAGCCGCAGUGGCUAUUCUAGGGGCUGGCUCCCAGGGCCGACGUAUCGCCUACAUGUGGUCUAGCACAGGCAAUGACGUACAUUUGAUUGACUCGCAACCGGCGCAGCUGCAAGCGAGUGUGGAAGCGGUGGAAGGCAUGCGCCAACAGUUCAAAGCAAUAGGAUCUCAUGGCCGUAUUCACACGCAUGCUGUAGAAGCGCUUCGUGGUGCUUUGGAGAAAGUGUGGUUGAUAGUCGAGUGUGUUCCGGAGAAGCUGUCGCUUAAGCAGCAAAUCAUUGCACAGCUCGACGCCUUGGCACCAGAAGGGGUUAUUAUUGCUUCUAAUUCUAGCAGUUAUACCUGUACUGAAAUUAUUCAUGGCCUUGAGUUGGCACACAAAUCAAGAGUCUUGAGCGCCCAUACUUACUGGCCUCCAGAGACGACAGCAAUUGAAAUCAUGGGACAUGGUGAGACGAACCCAGCCCACAUUGAGACUAUGAUGAAGGAAUGCGGAGAGCACGGCUUUACUCCAUUCCAAGUGAAGCAACCAUCAAUGGGAUACAUUUACAACAGAAUUUGGGCCGCGAUCAAAAGAGAGGCGCUCUUUGCGGCUGCCGAAGGCGCUGCCACGCCGCAGGAGAUUGAUGCGAUUUUCAAGGAUAUACUAAAGACCGCUAAGGGCCCGUUUGAGCAAAUGGAUGUCGUCGGUCUGGAUGUUGUGCUUGACAUUGAGAAUCACUAUGCUGCGGCCAGGCCAGGCUUGCCGGUGAAGCCGCGGGAGUACUUGCAGCAAUUUCUUACACAAGGUCAUCUAGGAGUCAAGAGUGGGCGCGGUUUCUAUGAGUACUAGAGAGAUAAAUCUGCAUACAAAGGGUAGAUUUUGGCGAUACCAUUGUUUUAGAAUCACCUUCGUAUAUUUUUACAGCAGAAUCUAGUCUCUCUACACUCAGGUGUAGACAACGUUGCGUUACCUGAAUUGAAC